AUGCCUGUUUCAUCAUGGAAUCUCCCAGGUGAAAAAGUUAUCAAUAAUCUGUAUGGUUGUACAAACUGGACGUCGAUGAGGUAUAUACCUCCCUUACAUGAGAUAGAAAAAGAAUGGCAACCUUGCUUGGAACGAAUACCAGUCUAUCACUUUUCAGGAGCAGAGUUGUUGCAGGGUGGAUGGAACAAAUGGAAUUCCGCAGGACAUCCAGACAUUUUAGCACAGUCAUCUACAGCUGUUGAGCCUGACUGGUACACAAGAAGACGACAAGAUAUUCGUAAUGCCGAUAAAAAAUUUUGUGAACAUUGGGCGUACAACAGAUGGAGUAAACCGACCAGCUUCACUGUUUUAGGUUGUAAUCGUCAAGCACCUGUUGCAAAUGAAACCUUACAACCUAUUACUGGAAAACAGAAGACAACAACUCGACCCAGUGCUGUACACACAGGAAUAAGACCAAUACACUAUGGGAUAGGUGAAGGUUUCAGCAGCUGCAAAUUCAUACCUAAGACUAAAGAAAGAAACCAAGUCGGUUAUAAUGAAGAGAGUGUGAAUAAAUGA
Messenger RNA from Trichobilharzia regenti, 558 nucleotides. The record is from the annotation of a GenBank genome assembly. Lineage: Eukaryota; Metazoa; Platyhelminthes; Trematoda; Strigeidida; Schistosomatidae.